This is a messenger RNA of Chanos chanos (milkfish), 1080 nucleotides long. RefSeq names its product protein sprouty homolog 3. Gene Ontology annotation, biological process: multicellular organism development; negative regulation of fibroblast growth factor receptor signaling pathway; negative regulation of MAP kinase activity. NCBI's taxonomy places the organism in Eukaryota, Metazoa, Chordata, Actinopteri, Gonorynchiformes, Chanidae. The transcript is spliced from 2 exons. Gene Ontology annotation, cellular component: membrane; cytosol. Bases 90 to 992 code for a protein of 300 amino acids. The record is from RefSeq and is a predicted model, not a curated record.
CCCCCCUCCACCCUCCAGUUUGAGCUGCAAGACCCUCUCCGACCCCAUCCAACGUGCCAUGGAUCUCACUCUCUUUAGGGGUUUAUCUGAUGUACCCUGAUAGGCGAGACUUCCGCACCCUGGCCGCCCCCCUCCCCGGUGGCAGAAUGGACUCAGCGCCCCCCCUUAGGAUGGACCCCGACGUUCUGGACCUGCCUCAGGUCCAGGUGUUGUCAAUCGAGCAGAUCCGCUCCAUCCGGGCCAGCAACGACUACGUGGAGCGACCCCUGCCGGCGGAACCUCCCGUCACGCAGCCCGGAGUGUUUUAUAUCCACGAGGACCGGCACGGCCCGCUGCCCCGCAGCCAGAGCCAGCACCAGAACCCCCACCCGGCCCACCUGAGCCGCUCCAGCACCGUCAGCUCCAUGUCUCGCACCAGCACGGCCUCCGACCAGAGACUCCUGGGCGCCCUGACGCCCUCCCAGACGGUGGUGCGCUCUCAGCCCAAAGGCGAGCUGAAGCCGGCCCCGCUGGGGAAGGGCCUGGCGGACGGGGAGGACCUGGGCCUGCACCUCCUCAUCUGCGAGCGGUGCGGCAAGUGCAAGUGCCAGGAGUGCUGCGCCCCGCGGAGCCUCCCGUCCUGCUGGGCCUGCGGCCAGAGGUGCCUGUGCUCCCCCGAAAGCGCGGUGGAGUACGGCACGUGCCUGUGCUGCGUGAAGGGGCUCUUCUACCACUGCGCGGCCGACGACGAGGACGACUGCGCGGACCGGCCGUGCUCCUGCGCCCCGGGGCGCGCCUGCGUCCGCUGGGGCACCAUGUCCCUCCUGGCCGUCUGCCUGCCCUGCCUCUGCUGCUACCCGCCCGCCAAGCUGUGCCUGGCCCUCUGCCGCCGCGGCUACGACCGCCACGCCCGGCCCGGCUGUCGCUGCAGCAACACCAACACCGUGUGCCGCAAGAUCUCCGCCUCCGCCCACCCCGCGCCCUUCCGCAAGAGCCUGGAGAAACCCGUAUGACCGCGGAGGAGGAGACGAAUGAGAAGAGACGAAGGCGCGGACUCCGCCCUCAGCCCUCCGACCCUCUCCGUUCCGCCUCUGAGGAGAA